Molecule: messenger RNA, 8245 nt
Organism: Xiphophorus maculatus (southern platyfish)
Lineage: Eukaryota; Metazoa; Chordata; Actinopteri; Cyprinodontiformes; Poeciliidae
Gene: c2cd4c
Product: C2 calcium dependent domain containing 4C
Exons: 2
Coding region: 589-1848 (419 amino acids)
Source: RefSeq, a predicted model, not a curated record
CCUCCCGAACACCAACCUGUUCUUAAUCUCUGUGUUGACGCACAAAAGCUGAAGCCAUUUGCAGCCUGUAGAGUUUUUUUUAUUUUUAUUUGGGGACGCUCUUAUAUAUCCUGUCUUGCCUCGAGAAUCACCGAUGCACUCAAAAAUGGAUGCAACCGAAACAAAAUCAGAAACAUUUCCCCGAAAAAACAAACAAACAAACAAAGAAUCACAAAGAUGAAGUAGAGUUUGGGCUGCAUAAAACAAGCUCUAUUCCACUUGUGUAACUUCAGACGCAACCAGUGCUCCUCUAACUGGUUCUACUGGGAGAACACGGAGUGCCACAGGUGGAUCUUAUUGGUCAGCCGAAGCUUCUGUGCUGUCCAUAAAAACGCAGCACAGGAGCUCAGGAGCGGAGACCGAGCGUAAGGGCGCAGAGCAGCCGCGCCACGGAGCUCACAACACGGCCGUGUGUCCAGAGAAAACACCUGUCACUGCAGGACUACACGCAGAGGAGCGCAAAAAAAAAAAAGGACGCCACGCUCUGAAACAAGCUUAGGCUCCUGAGUGAAACCUGCUCCCUUGCUCCUGCCACUGUCUGGUGGAAAAAUGUGGGUUCUGGAUAAGAUCCGUGGCUCGGUGGAGACCAGUGUGCUGAGACAAGGAGACAACGGUGACAGAAAGGCUGCAACUGCGCCGUACAGCAACGUGCUCACUCCCGACAAGAUCCCAGACUUCUUCAUCCCCCCAAAGCUGGUCAGCUGCCCUCCAGAGCCCGAGACGCCGAGCAUCAAGCCCAAAGAGGGGCUGCAGCCGUCCACUUCUGAGCAAACCAUCAGCAGCAACAGGAAGAUCAGCAGUCCGAGGAGCCCUCGCCUGGUGGCCAAGAUCGCAGGAGAUACAAAGAACCUGCUGAGAGCAGCGAACCGCCACAUCAUCCAGAUAGAGAGUGCGGAUGACGUUGUGGCUGGGGACACCAAUGCAGACCCCCAGUCGCAGACUGCGAUGUCUCUGCCGUACGUUCCCAAGACUCAGACAUCUUAUGGCUUCGCAACCCUGAAGGAGAGCCCCCACACUCGACGCAAAGAGUCCCUGUUCCACUGCGAGCUGACCAGUCCCAUCACUUCUCCAAACACCCAGAGGAAGACUCCAGGGAAGGGCAGUGAGACAGGGAACCAUCUGACCCCCGCUGACUGCAACACCUCCCACAUGAACCCCUACCGGUACUUCAGUGGUGGAGAAAGUGACACCUGCUCUUCCGCUGAGUCCUCUCCCUUCAGCUCUCCGUUGCUGUCCCGCUCCGCAUCCCUCCUCAAGAUCUUCACGCAUGAGACGCAGGCCAAAGUGGUGAAAGCCAAGCGGACGCUGGCUCGCCACAGCUCCCUGUCAACAGACGAGUGCAGCUCGGCCGAGCCCAGCCCCAACAUCCAGCGGCGGCUCCGCGUCCCGUCCCUUCACGGCGCCGGAGGAGCGUCUGACCACGGCCUCCAGCGGGAGCACACCAUCAACCUGCACAAGGGCGGCACGGUGAGGAUCAGCGCCAACCACGACUCCGGCACGUCACGCCUGCUCAUCCGAGUCCUGGUGGCUGAGAGUCUGUACGACAAGCACGUCGACAUCAAAAGCAUCAAUUGCUGCGUGUCUGUGUACCUGAAUCCAGGCAAGCUGCAGAAGCAGAGGAGCAACAUCAUCAAGAACAGCCGCAACCCAGUCUUCAAUGAGGACUUCUUCUUUGACUCCAUCAGCUCUGUUCAGGUGAAGAACCUUUCUGUGAAGUUCAAGGUGGUGAACAAGGGCACCAGCCUGAAGAGGGACACGCUGCUGGGAGAGAGGGAGGUACCACUAGCAAAGUUGCUCUCAGGACUCUAAAACCACAGCAGAUGGAGCUUAAGUUGAUAACUUGGAAUUUUCAAAAAGCAGUUCUGAUAAAAGUUUACAAGCAGUUACCAUCUGACCUACUGUAGAUGACUCUUUAGGCAUCUUACUUUAGUUUAAAUCCAGAUCAGUCAGUCAUCGUGGCUGAAGCUGUUGCUAGUCUGAAAUUAGCGACCAAAGUGGAUUUCUACAGUCUUGAAACAACUCAGAUCUCAAAAACAGCACUGUGGUUUAUAAAAACUUGAUUUUAAUUACAGAGUUAUCUGUGAUUACUUACAUUUUACACAGGAAGUGGGGGCAGCGCGUCUGCAAUGAUCUUCCUGUGUGAAACAUAAGAAGAGAGAAAAACACAAAAAACUGAGAUCUAUUUCCUUAAUUUGCCUCGUUUUUCCAUCCCGUUAAAGCUCUGAGGUUCUGGUACAGUUUUGUGUGGGUCCUCUCCUGACCUACUUCUGUCAAAGCUGCUUCUGACCUGAAACAUGCUUGGCCCUGGUUAGACCAGCUGUUAGCUUCAGGCUCUGGGACCAACAAACUUGGGUUCAUAAUUAAUAAAGAUGCCAAGAGUUAUUUAUUGCAGGUAAGCUAUUAACCGCUUGUGACCUUUCCACAGAACCUCUUCUGACUGAAGCUGUACUUUGGUGUUUGCACUGUUUUCUCCAUCACUCAUUGACUUUAAGGAGGAAGAAUCUAUGAAGAAGAAAGGUAUUUACCAUAAGCUCAGAGAACGACCUCCCUGGUGUACACGAAGGAAGGAUUUACUUCACUUCUUCUCCUAAAAAUGGAUUCUCAUCGAACCAAACUGAACCCAACAGUACCAGAUGAAUGUGGCAGAUGAAAGCUCUCCAUUCUGAGCACGUCUCCCGGCCGAGUGUCCCGAGCCAGGCCCUGCUGGUUCAAAGGUUGGACGGCACCUGUGCGUCAAGCUGUCUCCUGUCCUCCAGCGCCAACGUCCUCGUCGUGGUUUUAUUAUUGUAAUGUGACUGAAAUCCGCGGCAGCGCAGGAUUUUUACAUCGCCUCCACCACCUGCGAGCACAGAGAUGCUUUUGAGAACGAGUGCGCGCUUUGAAGUGGCCCUAGAUCCUGAUGUGCAAAUGAUCCUUUGAUCUGCACGGGGAAGGCAAGGAGCGAAAAGAGUGCCCACAUUUACAUGCACAUCAAAAAUGGAAUUACAAUAUGAUUGAUUAAGCAAAGGACUGCAAUGAUCUGAUUAAACUUGAUUAAAACAUCAAAAUUAGAAAUGUUACACAACAACCAAUACCUGCUUCUUCAUCAGUACCGCACUGUCUCAGUUUUGCUCUCACAGACCAGAUCCAACCAAGGUUAAAGGCUUGCCUUGCUUCAGAAUAAUUAGUUUUCUCUCCAAAACUGAUUAUGCUAAUAUAGAGAUGCCUGUUUAAAAUCACAAAAUAGUUCUUGCUUUGGGGGCUCCCAAUAAAGUUUUAGUAGAAUAUAUUUUGACAAACUGAAAAUUCACUAUAUAAAAAUAUAUGAAGUAAAAUGCUGGCACCAGUAAUUCUAAAUCAAUUAAUGCCAGAUUAUUACAUAAAUGUGCAGUUAUUUUAUUUAUCUGAUUUUCAACAUUGUGAAAAGAAAUGAUAAAAAAACCCACUAAAUCUAAAUCGAUAUAAUAAAAAGUUGAUAAAGUAGAAGAUUCAAACAUCAAGGCAGACAGAAAUAAGUCAUGAAAAUACAAUCGAUUUUUCAGAUCUAUUGUGAAAUCUAUUGUCUAGAUCUCUGCAAGCAACAGAUCAUGCCUGGAUGCCUGAUGUCCAGGCUUCAGAUUACAUGCUGAAAAACAUGCCUACAUAUCAGAAGUUUAUGCUAAUAUGUAAACAGCAUUUCCUCAAAUAAGGUCGUUGUCAAACCAAAUGUCAUUUUCUGAGAUUAUGUGUUAGGACAGAUUUAGAAGGGUUUUGUGAUAAAUGUGUCUCUUUUGAUGCUGAGUUAGUGGAGAACUGGACAGGACUGUGGAAGAAAAACAAAGAGAGCCUGGAUUAAACUUGAAUAACAAUCUGUUUUGAGGAAUAAUAAUAUUAUUAAACCUUUGUAUAUUGGAUAGCAGAUAAGUUCAAAACUCUAAACAUUUCUGUAUGUAAAUAUAGUUUUAACUGCUGUCCCUUAAAAGGCUCAGUAUAAACUGUCUUUAAUUUUUUCUACAGUUAAAUAUUGUAAUUACAGAACUCUUUUAAACAAUAUUUCCCUACAUGAAACCCUAAGAAAGCAAGUGAUACAUGCCAGUGCAAAAAAAAUAAAAUAAAAUAAAAUAAAAAAUACACAACCACACACUUCUGGUGGGUCAGGAGACAUUUUUCAGAUUAAGGGUUGGCAAUACAAAAAAAAACAAAAAACUCUCAGUUUUACUGAAAUUUCCUGUAAAAGUAAAAAUGCUCUGAGUGAAACGUAGGAGAGGAUUUAUGCCCAAAAACAUCCCUGAACAAAUGUAUCCCAUUGUUUGAACUAUUGCAAUCUUGUAUCAAGGACAGUUGGCACAAUUUGACCCUAAAACAUAUUCUUGUUUAAAAGGUAAACAAAAAGGCCACCACUCAGGUAAAGUGCACUCUAGUGAUAUAAACGCUAGUUUAAAGGAAGAGGAACAAAUAUCAAACUGAUGCAUUUAUUCGAGAGCACAAAACAGCAACAGGAUCAGCAGCAAGAUGCAUCAUGAUCUUGCUGCUUCGGAGGAUUUCACUUGAGUUAAACUCCGUCUUGCAACUCCAAUGGUUUGUUCAAAUCCAGCACUAGAAUCAGAAACUAUUUUAUUCAGAUUCAAACAGCUUUUGGAAAUCGCCAAGGAAAAACAGAAACAAACAGUUGGACGCUCUGAUUAGGAUUUUUUAUGGUGUGGGUGAAGGUGGGUGAACAACAGACGAGUGUUUGCAGUAAUAAAUGUAACAUAUCUAUCUGUUUGAUGAAGCUUGUUUAACCACAUGAUUGAUUUCCCAGCUGCAGCUGCCCAGUGUGGCAACCUGAUUAAAUCUUGUGCAACCAAGCAACAGGCACUCACUAAAUUGGUACAUGACUAUCAUCAGUCUGACUGCUGAUAACUUAUUGGGCUCUCAUAUCAGCUUAAAUGCUCUUAAAUGGGCAAUUUUUCUCCACUUUAAUCAAGCCUAUUAAAUUAGCACAUGUUCGGUAAAACUUUGAACGCCGCCUAAGCACAUUUUGAGUGAUGUUGUUGGCAGGAGGACAAAAGACAAGUUCAUUAAACUCAUUAAACCGUGUAAAUGUUUUUUAAAAAGUCAGUCGUCGACGUAUGCAACCAGUCUUUAGCCGUAGUGCCUCUGUAUUAGCAGUGUGCAUGUUAAUGUGUUACUUUUUAAAAUAUAUGACAUUAGAGCAAUGGCGUCAGUGAGUACCAGCAGCAUGGUAUCAACAGGUCACUGGUGUUUGCAUGACAUGCUCAAAGUUUUCUGAAACCCUAAAGCCUUACUCUGUGUGUGUGUGUAUGUGUGUGUGUGUGUGAGAGAGAGGGAUGGUGAGAAUGAUUGAGCUGCAUGAUUUUGUCUAGAGUUGUUCACUUUCUAUGUAUAAAAUGGAGUAUUUUUUAUUUUUUUGUAAAAUGCUUUUGAAACUUGCCGUACGUUGGAUUUGUACUGUAUUUAUCUACUCACUGUAAACAGGAGUUACGUUUGUCGAAUGACUUAAUUAUGCACCAGCUAGCAAGUGCUGACGAGCAAAAUCAGAGUUUCAGCUUUAACGAAGCCCGUUGGUGAGGGAGAGAAAACAACAGGCGAUACUGACAGCAAAGCGGCACAGAAAGCAACAUGACUCUGUGCUCAGGCGUGAACGGCAGCCCGAUCCUUUUCUGUGGCUUCUGGAGGAAUUGCAAACCAUUGCAGCAGAGAGAGAAAACGAGUGAUGCUUCUGUUAAAGACUUUUCCUCUGCCCACCUGCAGCUCCCUGUUGAUGUGCUGUAUAUUACUUCGCUUACAGUGAUUAUGUUGGCCGUUCUCUGAUGGAGUAGAUUUGGUGAAAUGUUGUAAUCUCUGCUGCCUUCUUGUGUUGAGCUGCUCGUAGACUUGCUGUACUUUGGAUUCAAGCUCCCGGUAAAACCAAACUAUAUCUCUGAGGUUUCUUCUAGAAUGCCUGAACUUUCUCAGAUGUGGCUGUGUUCAAUUUUAGCAUUUUUUUAAAAAAAAUCGUGCUUUUGUAUACUGAGGUAAAACUUUGCUUCACUCAGAAUGAGUGAUUCUUAUAGUAAUGCACAUGAUAGCUGUGAUUUGCUGAUUGUUUGAUAGUGUCUUUCUUUUAAAGCUGUACAGUAGUGCUCUGACACUUUUUAGUCCCUGUUUUCCGAACAAACUAUUGCUAUUAAUGGUCCAUUGUACAUGAAAACUACUUUAAAAGAAAAAUGAAAGUUUAGCUUUUAUUUUAUAGGCAAUUGAAAGUGUAAGCCUCAAAAUAGAUAAAACAUUUAUUGCACAAGCACAGUCUCAAACAGAAAUAUGUUGAAAAAUCCAAACUUUAACUUGGCGAUGCUUACUCAAUAAUGAAAACAAUGUGUUAGUGAAUAAUUGAUCUCUUCAAAAAUGUUCAUAAUUGUUAAUGUACACUUCAGUUAAUAAGCCUUUUAUUUACUUUUAAUCAGCCUUUUAUUUAAUCAGACUUUUGUGACUUUCAAAUUUCCUGUAAUAUUAAAAUGACUUGAAACAGGGGCCUGUUUCUUUAAGACACUCCUCAAAAUGGGAAAGACAAGAGAGCAUGCCAUUUUUAAACUAAACUUCUUAACUUUAAUACAUGAUCAAUUUUAGGCUACUUUUUGAAUAUUUUAUUUUGCCACCUAUUUUUACUGAUAAUGGUUCUGACCCUGAUUGAACACAUUGACUCCUGUGAAACAUUUGUAAAUUAUGAUCUUUAAUAAUCACAAUUUCGGUACGAGUGAUCUCAUGUUGGACACACAUGUUGACAGAUAUUCACGCAAUUUUUUUCCACAAUAAUACAGAUUGGGAAACUGAAAUACCAAGGUCCAAUGCUACUUGACUCGUUAUUGGCUGGUGUUUUCAAAGCAGCCAAUCCUCGAGUGCCAUUCAUUUUCCUUAUUUCCAGAAAGAAGGAAGACUAUAGAUUUUAGCUUUUCUGGAAAAAAGACAGUUUUGACUGAAAUUGGCAAAUAUGAGUGUUUUUAGAGGAUUGAGGUAUUUGAACAUUUUAAAGUUCGUAGAGACUGUGGUCCCAAACUCCUGUGAAUGCCUGGGGUCCACAUACCUAGGAGCAAGCAAAAAAUACGCAAUCGAAAAAACUUUCAAAUCCUCAGACUGGUACAAAUUGGUGCCUGGCAGGAGGAAAGAGUCCAGGCUUCUUUUUGAGAAAACCUCAGUUUUUAAAUGUUGACAUGACCAGCAAACAAGGCCCUUCGCUGCCUUUGCAGAGACAAUUAAGUUACAAUGUCAAACACCUAUUUAGCUUUUUAAAGAAAGUAAAAACUGAUUGGAUUAUCUUUUGCCAACUUUUUAUCUUUUACAACAAGUUAGCGCCACGGUCUUGAUGAAUAUCAGACACAGUGAAAGCAAAGCAAAAGUUGCAGUUUUAAAUCUCACUGAGUUUUGAAACAAAAAUAACAUUGUGUCCUUCCAUGAUUACAUUGUUCUGCACCAGAGGUAACUGUAGGACAUGCAGAAAACUCUCAGGCAACACGGAGGGUUUGAGUCACGAGUCAGUGAUAAAGUUGUCAAAGGGUGGUGUUGAAAUAAACCUGAAGAACCACAGGUUAGUUCUCCACUCAGUUUCCCCUCAGUCAGCAGAGUUCACAGCUCUUCUGUCUGAGUCCCUUCUGCAACUUUAUUUAAUUUUUUUAUUAUUUGGUGUUCUUUGGUUUGUACUUUCUGCUUAUUUUAAGCACCAAAAAAUUUUGUAUUAAGGAACCUGGAAAACAAAAACUGCUUUAAACUCAAACCGGAAUCUACAGAGGAAUUAUCAGCAUUAACUUUCCUUAAUGGCCAUCCUGCUGCUGUGGUUCAACUCUGUCCACUCAACAGAUUUCUAAUUAGAUAAAGGCCAAAGAGGCUCUACUGAUGGCAAUUUAAAUAAGAAACCCAUCAAUAUCCAUAUAUGUGUGUUAUACUGACGGUGACUUUGUUUCCUUUUGGCUUGUUGAGAUUUUGUUUUUAAUGAAAAUGUAAAUGUGCUGAUGUUUUUACUUUUUUUUCCCUGUCUCGAGAAGUUUGCUCUGACAGAUGAAGCUGAAAAAGUGCCAAUCCUAUACUUGACUCUUGAUCCUUAACUUUUCUUUAAACGUAGACCAGUUGCGUAGUAGUUACUGUUGUGUUUCUGAUCUGUGUGGUUUGAUUACAUUCACACUGUGAUGUUAUGACAACUGACAGCUGUUCUCUGUGUGUGUGUGUUAAUGGGUUGGAGAUGCUUUCAAUAAAACGUCACUGCAAUCACUGGUAA